GAGAGAGAUUCUCCUAACACAUACAGAUGCCUGUAAUGAUGUUGAAUUGUAAUUCCCAGAGUCUUUCAAGUACACCGGAAAUGGAACCCGAAAUCUGGAGCCAGUUGCCGGAAGAGCUUCUCGAACGUGUGUUGGCGUUCCUCCCUCUCAAAAACUUCUUUAAUCUCCGAUGUACUUGUAAGCGCUUUAAUUCUCUCCUCUUCUCUCCAUCUUUCAUUUCUAUUCACUCUAGUGUUUCUUCGUCUUCUCCUCUUGGAGAUCGAGCUAUAGUUCCUCCACACUUGUCGCCGUUUCUUCUACUCUCUCACCCCCAGUUUGACUACCAAUUCCCUCUUUAUGAUUCUAUCCUGGGCCGCUGGCGUAACUUAUCUCUCUCCCUCACUCUUCCUUCAUCCUACGUACCAGCCCACCUCCUCUCCAUCUCCAACGGCCUCCUCUGCUUCUCCCGCCCCAACUCAUCCUCCUUCCUUGUUUGCAAUCUCGUCUCCAGAUCAUCGAGGUUUAUCGAAUUCCCCGCCUACCCUUUCUCAUUUGAGUUUCUUUCUCUCAUUCCUUCAUCCAAUGGGAAUGGCUACAAGAUGUUUGUGCUCUCGGUUGGUUCUUCCUCGAAUACUGCUUUCGUUUACGACUCGAGGGCGAAUUCAUGGAGCCAAUUCGAGAGCUCCCGCCAGAUUCUCAACAAUAAUUCUCACCAAGAAGGGGUGCUUUUUGAUGGGCACUUGUAUUUUACUACUCCGGAGCCGUUCUCUAUCGUGGGUUUUGAAUUGGAGACGGGGAAAUGGGCAAGGCCGAUCGAUGCGGAGCUGCCGGGAGAGCUGACGUUCGUUCGAUUGGUGAAUAGCGGCGAAGGGAAGUUGUACAUGGUCGGCGGAAUCGGGGAGCAUGCGAUAUCGAGGAGUGUGAAGUUGUGGGAGUGGGGAGAAGGGAAUGGUUGGGUGGAGGUGCAGAGGCUACCGGAGAUGAUGUGCCGGAAAUUCACGUCGGUUUGCUACCAUAACUACGAGCACGUGUAUUGCUUCUGUCACGACGGGAUGGUAUGUGUUUUCUGCUACACGUGGCCGGAGAUCUUGUACUACAAGGUGUCAACGCGGAGCUGGCACUGGCUGCCUAAAUGCCCUUCCCUGGGUGAGAAGUGGAUCUGUGGCUUCAGAUGGUUUUCCUUUGUUCCUGAUCUGUACACUUCGGUCUGAUCAAUGUGUGCGCUCUGUGCAUGUGCUUGAGAUCGAGAGAAUGCGUUUACUUUCAGUUUAUAUUUUGGUUUAGGUUUAUCUAAUACAGAGUCAUGAUCAGUCAAGUUAAUUUGUUAGUAAGUUAACUUGCUUGGCAAUGGAUAGAACACCUGCUCCUCGUCUUAGAAUGGAUAGAA
This is a messenger RNA of Nelumbo nucifera (sacred lotus), 1366 nucleotides long. Lineage: Eukaryota; Viridiplantae; Streptophyta; Magnoliopsida; Proteales; Nelumbonaceae. The record is from RefSeq and is a predicted model, not a curated record.